UGCGUCCACUGAAGAAAAUAUUGAAACAGUUUCGCUGCUCUUUAAUCUCGUCGAGCGUGGGGGAGGAGGUGGCUGCGUUCCAAGGGAGUCUGUCAAAGUUUGCUUUUUUACUUCGUCGUCUUCUAUUCAUCCGAGAUCGCAGGACGGCGAGGGAUCGAUCAUUCUCUUUCCCUAAGCUGUUGGCAUAUUCGUAUUUGAUUUUUCCUCUUCCAUCACUUCACGAAGAAAGAGUCAAAGAGAGAGAAAGACAAAGAAAGAGAAGAUGGUCAAGGGCUUUAGGUGAGAAACUGAGAAUAUGGAAUAGGUAGGCUGAAAUUGCAAUAUCUACCAUUUACCGUUUAGUAUCGAAGCCCAUCUGCUUCUUCAACUCUUCCCUCUUCUCAAGAGGCAUAACCUCUUCAUGGCUGUCGGUUAAGCUAUUGGUACCGUCUUUUUCCAUAUAUUUCGUGAAGAUGUUGGGUGAAGAGGGUAAGGACUGUUCCGACGGUGGCGGCGCUCGGAGAACAUAUUCGCGUUCUGUUUCUUGGACUGAUCGGUCUCCGACGAACAUUAGCCAAAACCGUCGGCCACCCACAAAUAGUAAGCCCCGCCCAUUGUUGCCUCCUCUUCAGCCUCUCUCCAUCAUGAAACGGAGUGCCGAGGAGUGGCCUAGCGCGGGAUCUGAUGAUCUUGGAAUUUGGCCUCUUCCACAAACCCCAAGAGGGUCCGUCAAAGCCUUGGAGAGUUCUGAUUCGGGUCAACCCACAAAAGAAUUUCAGUUCAAGAGGGAUAAAUUAGCGUUUUUUGACAAGGAGUGUUCCAGAAUCGCGGAGCAUAUAUAUUUGGGAAGCGAUACGGUGGCGAAGAAUCACGAGCUUUUGAGGCGAAACGGGAUCACUCAUGUGCUCAACUGUGUUGGGUUUGUUUGUCCUGAGUAUUUCAAAAGCGACUUUGUGUACAAGACACUUUGGCUGCAGGAUAGCCCCACGGAGGAUAUCACCAGUAUCCUCUACGACGUGUUUGAUUACUUUGAGGAUGUCCGGGAGCAACGCGGGCGUGUGCUUGUGCAUUGUUGCCAGGGAGUUUCUCGUUCAACCUCUCUGGUCAUUGCAUAUCUCAUGUGGAGAGAAGGUCAGAGCUUUGAAGAUGCGUUUCAGUAUGUGAAGACUGCACGAGGAGUGACCAACCCAAAUAUGGGGUUUGCUUGUCAACUUCUGCAGUGUCAGAAACGUGUACUUGCUAUGCCCGCAAGUCCAAAUUCUAUUCGUAGGAUGUAUCGAAUGGCCCCUCACUCGCCCUAUGACCCUCUUCAUUUAGUCCCCAAAAUGAUAAACCAUCCAGGUGCUCGAGCUCUUGAUUCUCGAGGAGCGUUCAUUAUUCAUGUUCCUUCUGCUAUUUAUGUGUGGAGUGGAAAAAAUUGCAGUGCGGUGAUGUCAUGUAAUGCAAGGGCUGCAGCAUGUCAGGUCAUCCGAUAUGAGAAGGCAAAGGGUCCGAUUCAGAGCAUCAAAGAAGGUGAAGAGCCCCUGGAGUUUUGGAUUGCUCUUGCCAACGAGCAAAUCUUGUCAGGCCAUGAAAGCGUGGAGAUCCCUGAAGCUGAUACUAGCAUGAGGAUUGGUGGGAGAAAAGUUAGUGAAUAUGAUUUGGAUUUUGAAAUUUUUCACAAGGCGCUUGCUGGCGGGGUUGUUCCACCUUUUUCUGUUUCUAGUGCCGGAUCAGAAACUUGCUUACCUGCUAGAGAAAACGGUUGGAGUAGACUGAGGAGGAAUUUUGCUCGUGGUAUGAUGAAAGGAUUGUUCACAUCAUCCUGUAAAUGGAACUGUGAAGUUACUAUCACCAAUUCUGCAGACGAAGAAUGCUGUGUGAUUAUGCAAGAAGGAAACCAAGAUUCUGUUGUUGAUCCUGAUUUGUCACCAUCAUCAUCAAUCUAUCCCUGCGGUUCACCUGAUUCUUUUGAAUGUUUUCCAGAUAACCGCUCAGACAUGGCGAAGGAUAGUACUAUUGAAGUCAUGGAUCUCUCUGUUCCUCCCACUCCAGAUUCUUUUUCUUGUUUCCUAAGCAACAGCCCAAAAUUCAAUUCCAAGUCCCCAACGCUCUCACCCUCCAGUUCUGAUUAUGCCAGUUCAUUUACAUUUUCACCCUCGUCUACAAAUUGGUCUGACUUGUCGCUUGUGUCUUCUAGGCAGCCAUCUCCUUCCAGCGUGGAACCAACUGACCCUUUUUAUGCCAAAGAACUUUCUUUCUCAGAGAACUCUUCACCUCUCAAAGCUAUUUCGCCGCCCAAGGAGGAGGCAUUUUAUGCCGAUCACACAUUGGGAGGGGUUGACACCUAUUUGCCAAGUAAAUGGUCCUCCCCUUCCCUUGCAGAGCGCAGAGGGAGUAAUCCUCCACCUCGUAUGUUGCUUCCCUCUGUCAACGAAUCAUCUCACGACCACACCAACCUGGGUGAGCAAAACAGUGCCCAGCAAGUCAAGCUUUGUGGAGAUGGACAAACCAUUGGAAAUUGAUUUGGGGGAGCUGCAUGAUCUGCAUCAAAUAGACCAUAAGCAUACAUCAGAAUAUGAAAGUCAUUCUAAAACAAUUCAAGUUUUGCCACAAGAGAAACUUUAAGAUUGAGUAGAGAAAGAGA
Messenger RNA from Prosopis cineraria, 2605 nucleotides. Its product is annotated as protein-tyrosine-phosphatase MKP1-like. Gene Ontology annotation, biological process: protein dephosphorylation. The record is from RefSeq and is a predicted model, not a curated record. The coding region runs from base 453 to 2483 and encodes 676 amino acids. NCBI's taxonomy places the organism in Eukaryota, Viridiplantae, Streptophyta, Magnoliopsida, Fabales, Fabaceae. The transcript has 2 exons. Gene Ontology annotation, molecular function: protein tyrosine/serine/threonine phosphatase activity.